UAAAUGAAAAAUUGGAAAAAGUUGAUGGUCUUUCUCUUCCCAUAACCGUUGUCUGCUUAGCUUUGAAAAAAAGCUAAACCCACAGCUUGCUUUAUAAUCUAAUGUCACCUCUCCCGCCAUUCUAGAACUACUUUCCACGAAACCUAUCGCAACAAUGAUUUCGCCCAAUCAUCUUGGGUUCAAUAUAUCAACAAAACCUUGGGGUGUUACUGGAAUAGAAUGUCGAGGAAGUAGAGAAGCACUGUAUUCUGAAACACCCGUUGAUGUAAUCAAUAGUGGGCACUCCUCUGGAAAAAUCAUAUCAAUAUCAGCAAUGCCUCAUUAUCAAAACAAAAGUCAUGAAGUGUUGAGGUUUGAGGACUAUAAGCUAAAAAAGGGAAGUAGAGAAGCACCGUAUUCUGAAACCUCAGGUGAUGUAAUCAAUAAUGGUCACUCAUUUGGAAAAAUGAUAUCAAUAUCAGCAAUGCACCAUUACCAAAACAAAAGUCAUGAAGAGUUGAGGUUUCAGGACUAUGAGCUAAAAAAGGGAUUCAACAUAUCAACAAAACCUUGGGAUGUUACUGGAACAGAAUGUCGAGGAAGUAGAGAAGCACCGUAUUCUGAAACACCAGCUGAUGCAAUCAAUAGUGGGCAUUCCUCUGGAAAAAUCAUAUCAAUAUCAGCAAUGCCUCAUUACCAAAACAAAAGUCACGAAGAGUUGAGGUUUCAGGACUAUGAGUUGCACAAGGGGUUCAACAUAUCAGCAGAAUGUCGAGGAAGUAGAGAAUCACCAUAUUCUGAAACACCAGGUGAUGGAAUCAAUAGUGGGCACUCCCCUGGAAAAGUCAUAUCAAUAUCAGCAAUGCCUCAUUACCAAAACAAAAGUCAUGAAGAGUUGAGGUUUCAGGACUAUGAGCUGCACAAGGGAUUCAACAUAUCAACAAAACCUUGGGGUGUUACUGGAACAGAACGUCGACGAAGUAGAGAAGCACCAUAUUCUGAAACACCAGGUGAUGGAAUCGAUAAGGGGCACUCCUCUGGAAAAAUCAUAUCAAUAUCAGCAAUGCCUCAUUACCAAAACAAAAGUCAUGAAGAGUUGAGGUCUCAGGACUAUGAGCUGCACAAGGGAUUCAACAUAUCAACAAAACCUUGGGGUGUUACUGAAAUAGAAUGUCGAGGAAGUAGAGAAGCACCGUAUUCUGAAACACCAGCUGAUGCAAUCAAUAAGGGGCACUCCUCUGGAAAAAUCAUAUCAAUAUUAGGAAUGCCUUGUUACCAAAACAGAAGUCAUGAAGAGUUGAGGUUAGAGGACUCCGAGCUGCAAAAGGGAAUAGCAGGUCGAGGAAGUAGAGAAGCACCGUAUUCUGAAACACCAGAAGGUGAUGGAAUCAAUAGGUGGUGCUCCCCUGGAGAAAUCGUAUCAAUAUCAGCAAUGCCCCAUUACCAAAACAGAAGUCAUGAAGAGUUGAGGUUUGAGGACUCUGAACUACAAAAGGGGUUCUUCCAUAUCUCUACAAAACCUUGGGCUGUUACUGGAAUAGAAUGUCGAGGAAGUGGAGAAGUACCAUAUUCUAAAACACCAGAAGGUGAUGGAAUCAACACUGGGAACUCUGAGCUACAAAAGGGAUCUAGUUUCCCUUGGCAGUAUCCAUUUAAACAAUCAAGCUGUGUUUCUCAUCCUCUCACUUCUCCUGUGCCAUCAAGUCAGUCAUCUUUUGAUUCUCUUUGGGGAACGACAUUUGGUACAUCAACUGCUGCAUAUGCGAAACCAACAUUUGGCAGCACAAGCACGGGUUUUGAUCCUUUUCCAUUUGGUGGUUCAAGCGCUGUUGGAUCUGUUGGUCGAGAUCCAAGAACUUGUGCUUUCGGAACAUCUAGCACCAACAUGUUCAGUGCCACAAACAACUCGACACUUGGUCUUCUCAUUACAUCGUCAACUAUAUCUGACACUUCCAACAAUUCUGUGUUAAAUGCUUUUGGGUUCGGUCAUGGUUCGUCUUCUGAUUCUGAAAGCAGCAGUAUAUUUGGAAGUCAGAGUUCUUCUGCAGGAUCCAUUGUCACAACUGAAACUAAAUAUGAAGGAAGUAGGCAAGAAUUUUCUGCAACAGAGGUAGUUCCAAGAGAAAAUGAAAGAGAUGUUUCAAAAUUUCAGUCCAUUUCUGCAAUGCCAAUUUACGAACAUAAAAGUCACGAGGAGUUGAGGUCAGAGGAUUAUGGACUAUGUAAUGCAUGUUAUAAAGAACCUUCGAUCAUCUCCUCAUCAUUCAUGAAGUCUACCCCAGUAACAUCGUCAGAUCCUUGCUCUUCUUUCGCGAAUGCAUCACAGCCUCAACAGACUGCUGAAAAAGUAGGACCCAUUUCAACUAAUGACCUGAAUACACCAUCUCAAGCUUCAAGUGGCCUGCCAAUAGUGACCGAGUUUACCAGUCAAAACAUCAAUGGACCACAGUACACUCCUUCAAGCAAUUCACUUGUGCAGUCUGUGACAUCAAUACUUCAUGGAACACCCACUCAGGAGCCUAAUGGUAGAAGCAGUGAGACUAAGUUGCAGGUGAAGUUUUGCGUUGAUGAAGAAGCUAAUGGUUCAGUAGCCCCUUUGCUGCCACGGAAGAAGCCCAGAGCUUGGGUCAAUAUCACCUCACCGUCUCUUUAUACGGCUCAAGGCAGCAAAGGUGAUGAGGUCAAAGAGAGUUGUAGUUGUGUACAAAUUAUGGAAAUAAAUGAAGACAUGCAUGCCCUACUGAAUCAGCACGAAGUUGAAGUCGCUGCAACAACUGAAUAUGUUUUAGCACUACUGCCAAAGCUUCCCGAUGGAGUUGAAUAUUACACAGAACCUUCACUGCGCAAGCUGGCAGCUAAGGAAAUAGCAGAAGCAGGAUUCUGCAGGCGUGUGAAGGACUUUGUUGUGGGAAGGAAGGGUCAUGGAAGCAUCAAGUUUCUUGGAGAAACAGAUGUCUGCCAUCUCGAUGUUGAAUCCAUUGUGCAGUUGAACAAUCGGCAAGUGAUCGUUUAUCCGAACGGGAGAAAGAAGCCACGAGAUGGGGGACAGGGUAACAAGACAGCUGAGGUCAGUCUGCUCAAUGUCAAAUGCAUCAGCAAAAAGACAGGAAAGAAGUAUGUUGAAGGGCAUCCAGUUGAGAGUUACAAAGAGAUGUUGGUCAAAAUGAUUCGAGAACGUGGAGCGGAGUUUGAUUCAUAUGAUCCAGUUGAAGGGGAACUGAAAUUUAGGGUUAAACUCUUUUAGCUAGACUUAUCUGAAUUAGGAUCAUUUGGUUUCUUAACUGCCUUAGUUUUGUCUACUAGUUAAUCUUUGAGUUGCAAAAAUGUGAAGGUUGUGAAUA
Messenger RNA from Salvia splendens (bonfire salvia), 3320 nucleotides. RefSeq names its product nuclear pore complex protein NUP98A-like. The transcript has 16 exons. The record is from RefSeq and is a predicted model, not a curated record. Gene Ontology annotation, biological process: RNA export from nucleus; protein import into nucleus; telomere tethering at nuclear periphery. Gene Ontology annotation, cellular component: nuclear pore cytoplasmic filaments; nuclear pore. Gene Ontology annotation, molecular function: RNA binding; structural constituent of nuclear pore. Bases 155 to 3223 code for a protein of 1022 amino acids. Lineage: Eukaryota; Viridiplantae; Streptophyta; Magnoliopsida; Lamiales; Lamiaceae.